Arabidopsis thaliana (thale cress) is the source of this 1038-nucleotide messenger RNA. RefSeq names its product F-box and associated interaction domains-containing protein. The coding region runs from base 1 to 1038 and encodes 345 amino acids. NCBI's taxonomy places the organism in Eukaryota, Viridiplantae, Streptophyta, Magnoliopsida, Brassicales, Brassicaceae. The transcript has 2 exons. The record is from RefSeq and is marked reviewed.
AUGAUGUUUGCUUAUCUUCCACCUGAUUUAGAAUCGGAAAUACUCUCUAGGGUUCCUGCCACAUUUCUAAAAGAAUUGCAAACUACUUGCAAACGAUGGUACGCUUUAUUUAGAGAUCCGAUAUUCGUCAAGAAGAACUUGGGUAAAGCAGCAACGCAUGUGAUCUUUAAUAAUCUUGGGGAUUAUUCAGUGACAGAGAUGAAUACUUUGGUUCAUAGCAUCAAUCUCCGUGGAAUCCAAAACAGCUUUGAUCCAUCCAUUGGUGUUGAACGUAAACUUUACGAGCUAAAUGAUCCUGAACAUGAUAAGAUACUUGGUAUUAUCUCUCACUGCGAUGGUUUAUUAUUGUGCGCUACCAAGGACAAGACUAGACUCGUGGUUUGGAACCCUUGUACUGGUCAAACCAGGUGGAUCCAAAUCAAGAAUGUGUUCAAGAACAAUCCCCAGCUUAUUCUCUUGGUAAUUAAGUUUAAAAUCUAUGAGUUCAACUCUGAUUCAUGGAGAAUUCUUGAUGACAUCUCUCCUGUUUGUUUCAUACGCUCAAAUGGCGUGAAUUUGAAGGGAAAUGCUUAUUUUGUUGCUUCAGAUAAAGAAAGCAAAUUCAUACUCAAGUUUGAUUUCACAACAGAGAGAUUCCUACGUCUAUCGUUUCCUUCUCAGAACGAUGAUCAAAUUGCGGUUCUAUCAGUUGUUAGACAAGAGAAACUUGCCUUGUUACAACAAAGGUUUGAUACAUCUUCAAUAAAGAUGAAUAUAUGGGUGACCAAAACUAAGAUCGAUGCGGACAAAGACUUGUCUUGGAGCAACUUCUUAGUAGUAGAUUUUGGUAAAGUUACAUUAACAAGUGAGCCGUUGAGUUUCUUGGUGGACGAGGAGAAUAAAAUGGUCGUGUGUUCUUCAAAGAUUCGUCACAUUGAAAGGAAGACUAUAAUUUACUUUGCUAAAGAGGGUAUACAAGUUCAUCAAGAGAUUGCACAGAAACCAAAAGGUUGUUGUUCAUUUCUCGUCAGUUAUGUUCCAAGUUUGGUUCAAUUUUAG